This is a messenger RNA of Bubalus bubalis (water buffalo), 8779 nucleotides long. RefSeq names its product SRY-box transcription factor 11 (gene SOX11). The record is from RefSeq and is a predicted model, not a curated record. The transcript has a single exon. Gene Ontology annotation, biological process: anatomical structure morphogenesis; positive regulation of transcription by RNA polymerase II; negative regulation of transcription by RNA polymerase II. The coding region runs from base 345 to 1712 and encodes 455 amino acids. Lineage: Eukaryota; Metazoa; Chordata; Mammalia; Artiodactyla; Bovidae. Gene Ontology annotation, molecular function: RNA polymerase II cis-regulatory region sequence-specific DNA binding; DNA-binding transcription activator activity, RNA polymerase II-specific.
GCGCGCCUGGGAGUUGCGUGGGGUCCGGCGCUCGCGGCGAGAGCUAGGAGCCGGAAAGAAAGAGAGAGAGGGGGUCCCCGGGCUGCUCCGACCACCGCCGCCGCCGCCGCCGCCGCCUCCUCUCGCGUCGCGGGCCGCAGCUGCCCCGCGCGCGGGCGGCUCCGAGUCGCCGCAGCCGCUGUGUGCAGACUGGAAGGGGGGGCGGGGGGGAGGGGGGGAGCCGCGGACGCGGGGUGCCCAGGACUUUGCAACUUGCCCGGGAAGGUGGAGGGCCGAGCGGGGGAGGGGGAGCCCCGCACGAGACCGAGCGGCCCGGGUGGGAGCGCCCAGCCCCGCCGCGGAUCAUGGUGCAGCAGGCCGAGAGCUUGGAAGCGGAGAGCAACCUGCCCCGGGAGGCGCUGGACACGGAGGAGGGCGAAUUCAUGGCUUGCAGCCCGGUGGCCCUGGACGAGAGCGACCCGGACUGGUGCAAGACGGCGUCGGGCCACAUCAAGCGGCCGAUGAACGCGUUCAUGGUGUGGUCCAAGAUCGAGCGCAGAAAGAUCAUGGAGCAGUCGCCGGACAUGCACAACGCCGAGAUCUCCAAGAGGCUGGGCAAGCGCUGGAAAAUGCUGAAGGACAGCGAGAAGAUCCCGUUCAUCCGGGAAGCGGAGCGGCUGCGGCUCAAGCACAUGGCCGACUACCCCGACUACAAGUACCGGCCCCGGAAAAAGCCCAAGAUGGACCCGUCGGCCAAGCCCAGCGCGGGCCAGAGCCCGGAGAAGAGCGCGGCGGGCGGCGGCGGCGGGAGCGCGGGCGCGGGCGCGGGCGGCGGCGCCAAGACCUCCAAGGGCUCGAGCAAGAAAUGCGGCAAGCUCAAGGCCCCCGCGGCCCCGGCGGCCGGCGGCGCCAAGGCGGGCGCGGGCAAGGCGGCGCAGCCCGGGGACGGCGGCGGCGCGGGCGACGACUACGUGCUGGGCAGCCUGCGCGUGAGCGGCGCGGGUAAGACGGUCAAGUGUGUAUUCCUGGACGACGACGAGGACGAAGAGGACGACGAGGACGAGCUGCAGCUGCGGAUCAAGCAGGAGGCGGACGAGGACGACGACGAGCCGCCGCCGCACGCGCAGCUCCUGCAGCCGCCGGGCCAGCAGCCGCCGCCCCCGCCGCUGCUGAGACGCUACAGCGUCGCGAAAGUGCCCGCCAGCCCCACGCUGAGCAGCGCGGCCGAGUCCCCCGAGGGCGCGAGCCUGUACGAUGAGGUGCGGGCCGGCGCGGCCUCGGGCGCGGGGGGCGGCAGCCGCCUCUACUACAGCUUCAAGAACAUCACCAAGCAGCACCCGCCGCCGCUGGCGCAGCCCGCGCUGUCGCCCGCGUCCGCGCGCUCCGUGUCCACCUCCUCUUCGUCCUCCUCGUCCAGCGGCGGCGGCGGUGGCGGCGGCAGCAGCAGCAGCAGCAGCAGCAGCAGCGGCGGCGAGGACGCCGACGACCUGAUGUUCGACCUGAGCUUGAAUUUCUCCCAAAGCGCGCACGGUGCCGGCGACCAACAGCUGGGGGGCGGCGCGGCGGCCGGGAACCUGUCCCUGUCGCUGGUGGAUAAGGAUUUGGAUUCGUUCAGCGAGGGCAGCCUGGGCUCCCACUUCGAGUUCCCCGACUACUGCACGCCCGAGCUGAGCGAGAUGAUCGCGGGGGACUGGCUGGAGGCGAACUUCUCCGACCUGGUGUUCACGUAUUGAGAGGAGGGGUGGGGUGGGGGCGCCCCGUUCUCGCUCUUUUUUCUCUGGCGGGUGCAGAGCAGGGUUCCUUGGGAGGAAGUCGUGGUGGUCGUGAUGAUGCUGAUGAUGAUAACAAGGUUUUGGUGUCGACGGUGAUGGCGGUAGGGUGGAGGGGCGAGAAGAAGAUGCUGAUGUUGAUACGAUGUCGUGAUACAAAGAAAUUGGAAAGAUGCUGAAAAUUUUGGUGGAGUUAAAGUGAAAUGAGUAGUUUUUGAAACAUUUUUCCUGUCCUUUUUUUGUCCCCCCCCCCCCCCCCCAAACUCCUCUCCCUUCCUUGAUCGUGUCUCAAGGUAGUUGCAUACCUAGUCUGGAGUUGUGAUUCCCCCCCCCCCAAAUGUGUUUUUGUAAUUACUGUUUCUUUUUUUUCCUGAAAUUCGCGAUGGCAACAAAGGCGGAGGGGACGGGGCGGGGGAGGGGAACGAGGACCCGCUCCGGAAGGCGCUGUUUGAAGCUUGUUGGUCUUUGAAGUCUGGAAGACGCCUGCAGAGGACCCUUUGGCAGCACAACUGGGGAGUUGGUUGGAGAUUUUAUUUUAUUUUAUUUUAUUUUUUUCUUAAGAGAUCUUAAAGAACUGGUGACUUUUUUUUAAAAAAAAAAAUACAAACACAAAAACAAAAAAGGGACCAUGGCAAAUUUUUUAAUUUAAUUUUAUUUUUUUGGAGGGAGAAAACUGAUGUCUUCUAUGCAUCCGAUUCUUAACAAAACUGCAGGGAGCUUGAAAAAAUGCAGACUGUACAAACGCUUACAAAAAAAAAAAAAACUGUGAACUGACUUAAGAUCAGAGUUUACUUUUCAGAUCAAAUUGUUUAUGGUUUUACAAAUGUGAUUUCUACUUGCCAACUUUUUUUUUGUAACUUGUUCCCUUAUACCUCCUUGAUUGAAUACCAGGCAGCCUAGACCUCAGUACAAAAGGUAUUGAAACAUUUUUGAUACAUAACAGACCUCAGUCUUUUUUAAAAAUUAAUAUAUUUUCAGGCGUAUUUUUGUACAGUGAAAAGGGAACAUUCUUGCUGUGUUUUUUCAGUAAGACUUUCAGGCACUUCUUCCCUUUUGAUUUCUUUUUUUCCUCAUUUUUUUUUUUAGCAUGCAAGUAUGUUGGUACGUUAUGUCCUGGUUUAAAAAGGAUUAAAAUUUUAAAAUAAUCCUUGCAUCUAAAGGCCUUGUGGUUUAAAAAAAAAAAAGCAAACUUUUUUUGUACAGCUAUAGUAGAGAUUUGUUCAAUAUUUGUAGGUAAAGAUUUAUUGAAAACGGUGAUAUAGACCUCAGAGCUGUUAUCUUAGUUUAAAGAUUGUAUAUGUACUGUACUAUAGUAGGACUUUAUGUAUCUCAUACGCUGUGAUAUGUGGAUGGGGCCCCAGAUGGAAGGUUUGAAACUGGAUUCUCGAUUUUUAGCAAAAAGAAAAAGGCACAUAGUUUAAAAAGUUUCUCAUUUUGUGCAAUAUAAUCUAAAUAAAGUACAGACCAUCUGCAUAUUUUGUAGCAAAUGGUGGCAAAGCAGACUCAAUGCACUGUCGACAUCAUUGCCUGUUUUUUUUUUUUUUUUUUUUUUUUUGGUGCUGGAAGUCUGUAUCUUGACAAUUUUAAUAAAUCAGCUGGAACUGAUAGAAACUCGCAUCGCCCAUAGUCUCUAUGGAAGUCCUACUGGCGGUGGUGUUGUCGCAGGGCAUUCAGAGAUAAGGCCCUUGUGGGCGCGGGUGGGAAGGUGGCCGGAGGGAAUCCCAUAUUCUCCGGGCUUCGGCUGGAAGUGCUCAAUGGCUGGCCAAUUCCUCGCUUCUCUUUUUCGGUGGCUGGUUAGGCAAACCCGGGGCGGAGGAUUCUUUUCUCUCGGCCUUCCCUUCCCUUCCCCCUUUGCAACCCCAUUUCCUUUCUCACCUCCUCCUCCGCGACUCCCACCCUCCUUUCCUUGCCCAUCCGGACGGCGGGCGGGGGACGCGGGCACCGGUCCGGGCGGGGGUUAGCCUUCUCGGCGAGGGGCCGCGUCGGGGCUGCGCGUCGCGGUAACCCGCGCCCUUGGGUGGCCAGCGCUGAGCGCGCGCGGAUACUCGCCGUUCUCCCUCCUUAGAGGCGGGGGACAGCCGUUUCCAGUUUUGAAUUUUUUUUUUUUUUUUUUUUUUUUCCCUUGACGCUGCAUGUCCGCCUGUGCGCUGGUGGGAAGCGCUGCUACAGUUCUGGACCGCGAGCGGUGACCGGCGCUGGGGCGUGGUGGUCAGUGUUCAGUCUCUUUUCGGCGUCGCCAGGACAGCGGGGCGCGGCGGGCCCGAGGCCGGGGAAGGAGCGCGCGGAAGGCUGCCCCAGGGCGGCGGGAGGAACGGGGCACGGCCACCGGAGAGUCUGUGCGGGCGGAGCUGCGGGAGGAGCUGGCCGGGCGGGGGGCGGGGGGUGAUGGUGCGUGUAACCAAGGGCGCCUGGGCGGCGGCCGGGGACCCCGAAGACAGGGCCCUGGGUCCUGGGCGCCUGGCUUUCUCCGCGCGGACGCCGCGCGCGCCUCGGCGCCGCGCCCUGGGGCCUGGAGACGCGCGGGAAGAUCCGCGCCGGGGCCGCGAGGCCGCCGAACUGCGGGGAUGAGCGGGAAAGCCCGCCCGGGCCCCCGGCUCCAGGGUCUCGCGCCGUUUCUAGGGCCGCCCCGGAGGUAGGCCGGGGGCGGGGUGGGCUCCUAGGUGGUUCGGCUCCUGCCGAGUUCUCCGUGCUGGGCACCGUUUGCCUGGCCCGUCUACUCCCGUUCCCCCACUCUCGUUUCCCCAGACCCGGCCGCCUGUAUCACGGAGCCUUCGAGGCGGGCCCGGCUGGCAAGCGCCGCCCGGCACGCUCACCCCUGGCCCCGCGCCCUUUCGGUGCCUUCGGCCCGUCUUUCCCCGGGGGCCGCGCCGAGGGAGGCAGGGAGGCUGCGCGGAGGCCGCGCCGGGGCCCGAGCGCCAACCUCAAGCUCUGCCUCCGAGAGAGCGGGCGCCUGCAGUGGGGGAGGUUUGCAGUGGCUCAUUGAAACUAGGUGCAAAAUCACCACUACUCUCUUGGUCACCUACUGCAAUGAUUUACCAAGGUUUGGUCUUCGUUUUUAUUGAGAUGCUGGCGAGAUUAAAGGGCAGCGUCCACGCAUUGCCGGGAGCUGCUAGGCCAGGGGUGCGCGGGCACCCUUCCAGCCUGGCCUCCUCCUCCCUGCCUCUAGGGCCCCGUCCCUGCCUGCUUGGCCUCCCCCGGCCUCCCUCCUCUCCUCGGCGAGCCUCCACCCCGGCCCCUACCCCCUGGCAUGCGAAGCCAGCAAGCUUUGGCCGUAGAUGGACACAUUUCUUUUCUGUGGCUGUUUCAUUUCUAGGAAUCAUCAGAUUUCCGUAGAACACUUGGGAGGAGAAAGGGCUGAGGGUGUUAAAUAACAAGGUUCUCAACAUUAGAACUGGAUCUCUGAAAUUGUUUACCUCCCCCCCCCCCCGUCCCCCCCUCCCAAAUGAUAAGACUGAUGUAGUCGUUGGUGGGACAUUUAUUUUAGCCACGAGUAAUUGAACCAGCGGUUUACAAUUGAGGCUUCUCUGUGCUGGGAAUUUUACAUAGUGGCCCUCUGCUGCAGUUCUAAAACUUGUUGAAAACACAAACCCAUUCAUAAAACUGAGUCGAUGUACUUGGAAAACCUGAAAACUUUGCAUGUAUUUUAUGUUUCAAUCAUAGAUGAAUCGGACAUUUUCUGUGGUGAGGUAGAAACUUUGCAGUAGUAACAUGUAAUGAUUUGGCUUCAGAAUGGAAAAGCAUAGUCUGGAUGAAAAUUUUCAAAAAGCUAUGUGGCCUAAGUUCUUGAUAGUAAAAGAAGAAAAAAAAAAAAUGGAGAUCGGCGAUCUAAAAUUAAAAACCUGUUAGAACUCAGGACAGGCGCUUGAAUGCGCUUUUAACAAUAUUUAAGGCUGUUUCGAUGAAUGCAUUGUGAAAAUCAUUCUUAAGAAUUCUUUAUUGAAUGUCUAAAACAUAAUAUAAUACACAAGGUAUUCUUGCCACUGGAUAGUCUUCAAUAAAAGUUUAAUUGCAUUUUUUUGGUCUCUUAAGUAAGUCUUAUUUUGAACUAAGCAUUGACAGAAUAUUUUUAAAUAGUGAGGGGGGAGGGGGGAGGGAGACCUAGAGCACUGCAGCUUAGUCAGUGGGUAUCCUGCUGUUUGUAAGUUGUUCACAGAUUUAGGAUGGCAUUUUACUAAGAUUUCCAUCUUAAAGAACUUGAACCAGCAUUCUCUUAUUAAUUCUUUAAACUGUGGGAAUAAUCUUCCAGUUUUUACACUCUGAUAUGCAUCCUUUUAUUAAAAAUAUAUAAUGCUAAUGAAGGCAGUGUAUUUAAACUGUGCUUUGCAAAUAUUAUGUAUGUUAUGAAUGACUACAGUCACAGGGCAAAUUAUUUGUUAGAUCCUUUGGGGAGGGGGGAAUCAUUAAAACCAUUUUGAGCAGAGAUGUUUCAUUUUAAUGUUAAUUGAGAGGAAGUGAUUUAAAUAUGCAUGUAUAUAGCAGUCAGGAUCACUUAGGGGUUUUUUUUUUUUUUUUUUUUUCCCUCUUUUCUUUGAGAAAGAAAAAGACUCAAACAGCAACUUGUUUUUCCCUUCUCUGGGAGUUGGAACCAGAGUCAUUUGCUAUUGGUACACUUUGAGAAACUUACACUUGUUUUUCUCUUCAGAAUUUAAAUGACUUUUGAAAGUAAUCUGAGAAAUAAAGCAAAUAAGUUGCUCUUUUUUAAAGUAGUCAUUCAAUAUAAAUAUAUUAUAUCAAUCUUAACUUUUUUAUUCUCUGAUAUGAUUAAUAAUAUGUAUAUUCUUACUUUUUCUUCUAAUGGGCAUAUGUAUCCUUGUGAACACUUUAUAGAGAGGUUUUCUUGGACUCUCCCAUUUAUAGAAUCUUUAUACUCUUUUACUGUGGUCCCCUGCUUUUAACAGAUUUCUGAGGCCAAUAUAUUUGUGCUUUUUUCUUAUGUAGGAUGACCAGCGAAAAUAGUUUACUGAGUUGUCGAUUUUAUCAGUAGAUAAGAAACUUUCUUUAUUACAGCUUCAGGGAAGAUUUUUCAGGAUACUUCUCAGUUAUUGUAAGGGCCAAAUUUUAUAAAAUUUCAUUAGGAAUGUCAGUUUCAAAUACCCUUUGUAUAGCCUAGGCCUGUAAGAAUACCAAGACUGAGCCUUAUGUAUCUAACACGGGAAUUCACAGGCUCCCAAAGUAACUGUCUCCAUGUAAUGACUCUUAGACGUGCUUUUCAGCCAUCUGGCUAUUUUAAUCAUUGGUCCUUUCUCACUGUUCAUUUAUUGGGUUUUUUCUGCCACACCCCUUUUCAUUUGAUGAUAUGGCAAAGUCUGCUCUUUGAUAACUCCUUUUUCUUCCCCCUUUCUGUGGAGCCCUCAUUUUCGAUCACAAUAAAGAUUAAACACAAUUUCAUAAACUCAAUUCUCUUCCAUUUUACCUUGCUACUGGCUUUUUUCUUGAAUCUUAACAUAGCUUUUUUUUUUUUUCUUUUUUUCACUGUAGUUAUUUUUUUUAACACUUCCUAUAUCAACUAGCUGCCUAAUUAGUUUUAUCUCUUCCAUGUGGAUGCAGUGAGUUUUUAAGAGAAUUUCACAAACAAGUAGUUUUUUAGUGAACUUAAACAGAAUUUUAAAGGAGACCUAUUUUUAUACUCAGUAAAAGCACAAAAGUGCAGAAAGUAUACAAUGGCUUACAAAGGGAAACAUAAGUUCAUAAUGUUCCAUGUAUAAAAGUAAUAAUUUUAUUGGGUAGAGAUACUCCGAGAAGAUUCAAUACCUCUGCCAGUGCACAGACAGGACUGUUUUACAUGACCCAGGAACUUCUGUUGCAAAUGGAUCACUUCUCUGUAGAGAAAACAAACCACUAAGAGCAAUAUGGUCAAGCGGAGGUGUGUUUUGACAUGAGCGAUUGGUGAAUUGAGAACCUGGAUGGGCAGACGUGAGGCUUCCUUCUCAAUGUUUGAUCAAGCUUCUUUUACUUAGUCACAUAGACGUGGAUUUUCUCUGCUGUGAAAAUGACACAACAGCAGUAUGACAAGCUGUUGGAAAAUGCGUAAAAACAAAAUUCACUCGGGUUCUUGAAGUGACUUUGACGCUGACCUUAUUUUAUUAGAUCUAUUAUAUUUCCUCGUUAUAAAAAAAAGCCACUGGAAAUAUUGCUAAUAUGCAACCUAAAGAAUUUUGAUCAAAUAGAUAUUGACAAAGGGUCCUCUUGACACACAUUUCUUCAUCUAGCUUCUAUUUAGAAACACAGUGCCCUUGGAUCACAUCGGGCAAAACAUCCUAUGCCAUUACCCUUAAUUUCCCAUUUUGUCUAUUUUUACUCUUGUACAUAUGUGGUGGGUUUAAGAGUCUUUGGCAUUUGUUCCAUGACACCCUUUUCUGGAACGGACUGUUUUAGGAAGGAGCCUGCUGUUCCAAUGUGGGGCUCCUAGUGGUGGCGGCAUAACAGCGCUCCCUGGAGGCCACCAGGACGGGGCCACCUGACACCCAGAGCAGUUUCCAGCAGGACGCUGCCCAAGUCUAUUUUCAGAGCCACUCCAGGUUUGGGAGCAGGAAAGCUAAAAAAACCCUUUUGUUUAGAAGUCUGAGUGGUUUGCGGAGGGGGGGAACCUUUUUUAGAGUUUGCAUGCCAGCGCACGACCAGAGGCUGUGAAACAGAGGGGACCGCUCCCCGAGGCCGGGCGCUGGAGGAUGAUGUCCAAUAGCACUAAGGGGAAAAGAAAAUGCAUGGCGAAGUCUUGUCUUCUGUACCCUGUCUAGCAUGCAGAGUUUCGUGUGUUAAAACGGUGUAUGACAUUGCUGUAUCAAAGUUGUAAAAUUAAGCAUUAUUUAUUGAAAACUAUGUAUUUUUUUGUAAAAACCUGAUCACAUAGAGCAUAUCAGUGGCUGUGCUUGGUGUUUCAAUGGAACCAGCUUCUCGCCCCACCCCCUUGGUAUGCAGCGCUAUUGCUCAGGGUUGAAAAUAGUAUACCCCAAUGUCUCUUUUGCAAGAGUUUUUCACAGAGGAAUACAUUUGUUCAAAAGACUCUAAUAAAAUUGUGUGAUUGAUCUGCA